AUGGAGAGCUCUACAACUUUAACGACCUCGCUUACCAGCGACAGUGAAAACAGCAGUGUUGACAAUUUCACUAUAAACCUGACACCAUCUGCAGCUUCCGUCCUGUUCCUGUCGUCUGAGAUGCGAAGCAACACAGUCUUGGUUUCGUGCCUGAUGUUCUCUGCCGGCGUAAUAGGAAACCUGUUGGCUUUGCUCUUAAUGGCCACUUCUCCAGCGGAGCAGAAAAGAACAAUUUUCUACAAACUGAUGGCCGGUCUGGCAUUUACUGAUCUCGUCGGUACAUGCGCAACGUCACCAGUAGUCAUUACAAUAUACUCCACUGGAUUGAAGAUGGAGAAGGAGAUGCCACUUUGUCACUACUUUUCGUUUAUGAUGAUCUUUGCGGGAUUCGCGACCAUGUCUCUAGUCUGUGCUAUGGCCAUUGAAAGAUACAUUUGUUUAUGUCACCCAUACAUUUACCACUGUAAACUGCCAAAAUCGUACGCUAAAUACGCAAUUAUGUCGUGCUGGUUGAUGUCUAUUAUAAUAGCAACGUUGCCCCUCAUUGGGCUUGGUCACAAUGCUGUCCAGUAUCCAAGAACAUGGUGUUUCUUUAACGCUACCAGCAGGGAAGCCCAGGAUGUGGCUUUCAACUUAAUUUACGCUACUAUCGCGCUCAUGGCUAUUCUGGCAACAUUGAUCUGCAAUGUGGCCACUAUUGUUUCUGUGCUGGCACUAAGGAGACGUCAGAACGCUCUCAGCGCCUCCCAGGAUCCGGUGAUGAGAAGGUACCGAAGUCCGGCUCAGCGGUAUGCGGAACUUCACAUGGUGGUGAUGCUUGUGGGAGUUACCAUCGUGUUUACGGUCUGCUUCGGCCCACUUAUGGUAAUCCGGCGGGAACUCAGAUGGAAGAUCAUUUGUCUCUUCAAAUACAUCUUUGGAAUGAGUAAACCUCCAGUUUUGACUACACCUGUAAUUGGUAAUGACUCUCCUGUGUUUUCUCACAGGAUGCAGAGACCAGUCAAUGAGAUGUCGUGUUUAUCGUUUUGUUUUCAUUGUCUGUGUGAUCCACCAACACAGAGAUCAUCCGCUUCUCUUGGCCAUGCAAGCACUGCGCGUUUUGGACUCGCCAAGUGCUCGCCUUCCUAUGUCAGAAGGAUAGCGUCCGUUGAAUCUGUGCUCAACGGUGCCAGCAAGACCUGUGUUAUUUCGCCAUCGUCGCCAUCGGAAGAAUUUCUUCUGCAGAAAUUUUGCCAGUUUAAGACAGACAUAGCCACGUAUGCAAUAAAUGGCUCGCCUCAUUCGCAGCUGAGGACGUAA
This is a messenger RNA of Candidula unifasciata, 1299 nucleotides long. The record is from the annotation of a GenBank genome assembly. NCBI's taxonomy places the organism in Eukaryota, Metazoa, Mollusca, Gastropoda, Stylommatophora, Geomitridae.